Diachasmimorpha longicaudata is the source of this 3025-nucleotide messenger RNA. RefSeq names its product zinc finger protein 567-like. NCBI's taxonomy places the organism in Eukaryota, Metazoa, Arthropoda, Insecta, Hymenoptera, Braconidae. The transcript has 2 exons. The record is from RefSeq and is a predicted model, not a curated record. The coding region runs from base 299 to 2530 and encodes 743 amino acids.
AUCCGCUGUCAGCUAAGUACAUUGAGGUUAGAAAAUAUUUUCGGGAAAGUUAACCUCGUCAGUUUCCAUUGUCAGUGUUAAAAUAAACCCCAUCAAGUUUUCGAGAAUAUUAAAAACUCCAAUUGAAGUUCAGAGGAUAAUCAUCGAAUAAUCCAUCAUCAUAAAAAUCAAAAAAUCGUCGAUUUUGCAGUUCUGAAAAGGUACACAGAUUCCCCAAAUUUUCGACCGUCUCAUUAGACUAUCAAUCAAUCGAACCUCAAACAAUUGAAGGCAAGAAAAAACAAAGAAAAAUUACAUAAUGGAAACAUCGGACAAUGAGCAGUACAUAACGUACUCUCUGUCAUCUGUCCAUGACAUUCAGCAAACAAUAAUUUCCCACGAGGAGGUGUGCGAGCCCACGGUAUCAGUUCUCUCCGAGACGCAUGCAGAGAUUCUCUGUGAAAAAUCCUCCUCUGACGACGAGAAUUCCAUCGUCUACCCAAUAUACAUAAAGCAAGAGGAAACUCCGCAGUACACAUCUGGGGAUGACGAGUCGAUGGCAGUGGAGGCACUUCGGCAGUUGGGGGGAAUGUACCCCACCUUUGACGAAAAAACAAACGCAACAAAUUCUGAGAUGGACGACAAUCUGUCCCCUGAUGAUAAAAUCACGAAGGAGACGGCUAGCCCGACGAAGAAAGUGCCAGCGUCGUCAGGGGGCAAGAAUUUUGGAAAAUACUCGUGUCAAACGUGUGGCGAGAAGUUCGACAGGAAACUAGAUCUGAAUAACCAUAUGGUUUGCCAUCAGGUGGAUCGUCCCCACGCCUGCAGAACUUGUGGCAAUCUCUUUCGCUCGAAAGCUAGCCUGCAAACUCACAUAACUCAAGUACAUAAUCAAGAGAAGUCCCACAAGUGUACAAUAUGUGGGGCAGAUUUUCAAAGGCCAUCGUCACUGUCCAAUCACAUGAAAAUUCACACGUACGUCGCUGGCCGAGCAUUGGUAUCUCAAUCAGAAAACUUAUCGGAGUCUCCAACAUGUUCAGGGCAGGCAGUUGAAAAUUAUCAAGUGACCCAGGUGAAUUGGCAGAGUUACACAUUCCAGACUGAUCAGAAUGAACUGGAUCAAGAGAAAGUCGAACUGCAGGAGUUUACCGUACUGCCUAAUGGUGAGGUCGCUCAGUUUGAGUAUCCCCAGACCUAUAAUCUUAACCUGGAGGGCCUCCCCUUUGAUCAGAAAAAAGGCCAGUUCCUGACAGUCGAAGUGGAGCAUAAGCCAGUGCAAUUCACUUGCAGCCAAUGUGGCAUAAGUUUUACGAGAGCAACGGCCCUAGCUUCGCACGAAAAAAUCCACAAAGCCUGGACGAUGCCAAUAGAAUGUGAAUACUGUGACAAACAAUUUCAGGACAGCAAUCAUUUGGCGUCCCACCAGACAACAUGCGCCAAGAAAUUGAUGCUGAACAACGGUGACAGCGCCAAUGGCAAGUGGUCCAAACACGCCUGUUCUGAAUGCGGUAAAAAAUUCACGACUAAGCAAAAGAUGUUUCGACAUCAGUGGAUUCAUCGGAAGAAGACGCACUCUUGUGAGGUCUGUGGGGCACAAUUUGAGAAGCAGAAUCAGCUCGAUGAGCACAGGUUGUCGGCACAUCCUGGUAUUUCUCCGUUCACGUGUUCAGAAUGUGGAAAGUGUUUUGUGUCGAGACAGGGCCUGUGGGAGCACACCAGAACCCACGCCGAGGGUCCAGCACUCUUCCAAUGUGACACAUGCUCGAAGACGUUCUCAUCGAGACAGGGCUAUCUGAUACACCACAGAACUCACACCGGAGAGCGGCCCUACGGCUGUAAAUUCUGCUGGAAGGCCUUCAGAGACGGUGGAACUUUGAGAAAACACGAGAGAAUUCACACUGGAGAGCGGCCACACGUGUGCCCUCUGUGCUCAAGAGCAUUCAAUCAGAAGGUAGUGCUGAGGGAGCACGUCCGGUGGGUUCACGCUGCUGGAAAAAACGAGACUGAAGUCGUAGGACCGCCCUUCCCCUGUCCCCUCUGUGGGGCCUUGAAUCAGGACAGGGACGAGCUGUGCGCCCACAUUGUCAAACAUUCAGAUCAGAUGAUUGCCGAGGCCAAGGCCAAGAGUGUCCUGGAUCCUCUUAAUACCAAAAGUAAUAAUAAUAACAAGAAGAAGGCAAGAGGCAAGGGCAAGCAGAAGCUUACCAAGAUAGAGGAUGGAGAGACCCUUCUGCUGGUUGCUGCUGAGAAAACUGAUCAACAGGAGAUGAAGGAAGUUGUUGUUGAGGAGCAUAUCAAUAAUGUACUGAGGGUUCAGUUUGUUGAUGAUAAAGAGAGCACUCUGCAGAUCAUUAGUAAGGAGAAUGAAGCACUCCCUGUUCUGGCUAUUCCCAAUGACGGUGAGGAGUUUGGGGGAGAAAUUGAGACAAUUGACGAUGGAGUUUAUCAAGAGAGUGAUGAUGAGAAGGAACUGGAACUCAUCUGUGGAAUAUGUGGAGAUGAAUUUGGAGAUAAGAAUAAUCUUAUGGAGCAUGUGAAAAUUCAUAUUUAAAACGAGGGCUUGACUGUUGUGAUAUUAUUAACGUGUGUUUUAUACACUUUUAUCAAUGUGAUAAAGUUCUUGUUUUAUCGAAUGGAAUUAGAUUGGUGUUUGAACGAAACCCCUUGUUUUUUUCCAAUUGAGAGCAUUAUCUUACAAUUAACGUGAUAGACACUGUCAAUGACAACAUUGUAAUUUUAAGUAAAGAAAGUAAUAUUUAAGUAAUAUUUAGGGGGUUCAGUUAUCCAUUGUUUAUGAUGUAUAAAAUUGAUCUAGCACUGUUGGCAGAAUAAUUUUCUCUUGGAGGAGAUAUAAAAGUAAUUUUUAUCGAUAAAAAUGGAUUGAGUGAAUGAUGAUGAGCCUUCGAUCAAGUUCCCGCUGAUUUGUCUUAUUGGUUAGGUUCGCCUUCGUUUGUAAACAGAACAUAACAGUGCACACGUGUUCAGUGUUGAUAAGCCACUCAUGGAUUUCAUUUUCUCGGAGAAUAAAGUUAUUUAUUGAAUAAAA